AUGGCCACAAGGGGAGUUGUCCCGAUACGACCGGGUAACAAUGCUGGCCCCUUCGGCAUCUUUCGCACUGCUGUGCUCGGCUUGGCCAAGGCAUUGACGCUCGGCGUGUCUUCGGUCGCCGCCGCUCCCAUUCACGCCAGAGCCCAUCAUGAAGAAGAAGGUCCCGCAGAGGGCGACGACGUCUGGGUCCUCUAUGUUGCCUCUAUGGUCUUGGUUCUCGCCGGAGGCGCCUUUGCUGGUUUGACCAUCGCCCUGAUGGGACAGGAUAGCAUCUACCUCCAGGUUCUCGCCGGCGACCCUGACGAAUCUCAAUCCAAGAACGCCAAGCGCGUCUACAACCUACUCAAGAAGGGAAAGCAUUGGGUUUUGGUCACCCUGCUGUUAUCCAACGUCAUUGUCAACGAAUCGCUGCCCAUUGUCUUGGAUCGCUGUCUUGGUGGAGGUGUUACUGCCGUUGUUGGCAGCACUAUUCUUAUUGUCAUCUUCGGCGAAGUCGUUCCCCAGUCCGUCUGCGUUCGAUACGGUCUCCCCAUCGGUGGCUUCAUGUCCAAGCCCGUUCUCCUGCUCAUGUGGCUCAUGGCCCCCAUUGCGUGGCCCAUCGCGAAGCUUCUCGACUGGGCUCUCGGCGAGGAUCACGGCACCACAUACAAGAAGAGCGGCCUGAAGACACUCGUCACCCUGCAUAAGUCCCUCGGUGACGUCGGCGAGCGUCUGAACCAAGAUGAGGUCACCAUCAUCAGUGCUGUCUUGGACCUCAAGGAGAAAUCUGUCGAGAACGUCAUGACGCCCAUGGACGAUGUCUUUGUCAUGGCCGAGGACACUGUUCUGGACGAGAAGACAAUGGACCGCAUCCUGUCGGAGGGCUACUCCCGAAUUCCCAUCCAUGCCACUGGCAAGCCCACCGAUUUCGUCGGUAUGCUCCUCGUCAAGAUCCUCAUCACCUACGACCCCGAGGACGCCCUCCAGGUCAAGGACUUCCCUCUCGCCACCCUGCCCGAGACCCGCCCCGAGACGAGCUGUCUGGACAUCGUCAACUUCUUCCAGGAGGGCAAGUCGCACAUGGUUCUGGUUUCCGAGUACCCUGGCGCCGACUACGGCGCUCUUGGUGUCGUCACCCUGGAGGAUGUUAUCGAGGAGCUUAUUGGAGAGGAAAUCAUUGACGAGUCUGAUGUCUACAUCGACGUCCACAAGGCUAUCCGUCGCCUGACGCCUGCGCCCAAGGCCAAGCCCAUCAAGCGAGCCUUGGAAGCGUCCCCCCGUGUCAUCCCCGAGAAUGGAGACCUCAUCGAGUUCGACCGAGAGAUUCCCCACGAACGUAACGGCUCCGUCAGUGUCAUGAGCGACGCCCCCCACCUGUCAACGAGUCCCGGAAAGACGACCACCUUCCUUAUGAGGAGAAGCUCUGCUGGUCCCGAUGGUCGCAUGACCUCGACGGCUGUGCCCGUGAAGGCCACUUUCGACGAGGCCAAGCAACACUUGAAGCACCUCGGACCCUCCAACCGCGCAUCGAACCCGAAAAAUACAAAGUCCACCACCGUCAAGAUCAAGCCCGUCCAGACGGGCGCGCCCUUGUCACACGUGCAAAGCCCUCCGCCGGCGUCUGCUGGCCUUCGUCCUGCCUCCGUCGCCGGCGACAUCAGCCAGGAGAGACACGACGAGGGGCACGAGGACGACUCGGAGCAAACCCCGCUCAUUCGACCCAAGCUCACCGGAAAGGGUGGUGUCCACGCCGUUCGUAGGAGUUACGGCGGAGCAGGUAUGAGCGACGCCCAGGCGAGACUCGCCAGCGCCGCUUCUCACCAUGAAGAUGACGUGAAGCCGUCCGAUGAGUUGGAUCUGCCCCCGACUGUGCCUGAGAACGGCAGCAGUCCCGAGGCUAGCCGAAGAAGCGGAAGCCCCGAGGCCACUCGCACGGACUUGACCAUCAUUGUUUCGCCUGGCCGCGGCAGCAACUCUCCCAGCGUCACCAGCGUAAUAGAGGACGGGUCUGCCACUCCCAAGCGUCGACCUCUGGUUCGAAGCGGUAGUAUCAGCGAGAACGUAGUCGAGACCAGUAGUGGCGUGCAGAAGAUCAUCAUCCAGGCUGCUAGUUCCGACUCGGAUGACGCUGGGUCCAAGGGCUCGUCCGGACACCGCUCGCGUACUACCAGCCAGUCCAACAUCCUGUCCAGCCACGACUCUGAGGGUGAAGAGCAGGAAAAUGGCGGCGAAGCGUCAAGUACGGCGCCCAGCACCAACAAUAGCCAACAACCGAGCAAAAAGAAGAACAGGCGCAAGAAGAGGAAGAAUAACAAGUCGUAG
This is a messenger RNA of Colletotrichum karsti, 2301 nucleotides long. Its product is annotated as duf21 and cbs domain protein. The transcript has 4 exons. Lineage: Eukaryota; Fungi; Ascomycota; Sordariomycetes; Glomerellales; Glomerellaceae. The record is from RefSeq and is a predicted model, not a curated record. Gene Ontology annotation, biological process: magnesium ion homeostasis. The coding region runs from base 1 to 2301 and encodes 766 amino acids. Gene Ontology annotation, cellular component: intracellular membrane-bounded organelle.